This is a messenger RNA of Bursaphelenchus okinawaensis, 931 nucleotides long. The record is from the annotation of a GenBank genome assembly. Lineage: Eukaryota; Metazoa; Nematoda; Chromadorea; Rhabditida; Aphelenchoididae.
AUGAUUUCUCGGAUUGGUGCAAACUUGUUGAGAACGCCGUUGGCUUCCUCAGCACCUACAGUUCGUUUUUAUCAUGAAAAAGUGAUUGAUCACUACGAAAAUCCACGGAAUGUUGGUAGUAUGGACAAGAAUGAUCCCACAGUUGGUACUGGCAUUGUUGGAGCUCCGGCUUGUGGAGAUGUGAUGAAACUACAGAUCAGGGUAUGUUUUUAAUUUAGUUUUUAUGAAUUUAGACCAAUACUGUUUGGAGAAUGGACUGUUUUAUAUUAUUCAUGAACGCUCUUGGUGCUUAAAUUAGCAUUGUUGUUGCCGCUUGUUGGAAAUAUCGAGUAAUGAAUGCUAAAUGUUAAAAGAAUGUUUAUGAGUAAUAUAUUUUGUGUUGAUUUUACAAAGUUUUGUUACUUCUAGAACUUGAUACAAUUAUUUUUGCGUCAACUUUCAUGGCUAAUAUAACAUUUUUGCUAAUUUACAUGGUUUUCAGGUUGACGACAACGGCAACAUCAUUGAUGCCAAGUUCAAAACGUUUGGUUGUGGCUCAGCGAUUGCUAGUUCUUCCUUAGCAACCGAAUGGAUCAAAGGAAAGAAGAUUACCUUUGCCGAAAAGGUGAAGAACGACGAUAUCGCUAAGGAAUUGUGCUUGCCUCCUGUCAAACUUCAUUGUUCGAGUAAGUUUUUGAUUUUCAGUUGUAGUUUACGGUUUGGUACGUUUUUUUAUGACAUUGGUUACCUGUUUUAAGGGUUUUGUCACGUAUGAUAUCGGUUUAAAAGGCUUUGGACAGUGGAAUAUCUGUUUAACAUGCCACUUUUUAAUUUUCAUCAGUUUUUGUUAGCUUUUUGAUACAAAUUAUGACUUCUUUCAGUGUUGGCUCACGAUGCCAUUCAAGCGGCGCUGAAGGACUAUCAGAAGAAGCAGCAGAAGACGGACGAGUAA